Spinacia oleracea (spinach) is the source of this 2368-nucleotide messenger RNA. Its product is annotated as F-box protein SKIP23-like. Gene Ontology annotation, molecular function: protein binding. Bases 80 to 1591 code for a protein of 503 amino acids. The record is from RefSeq and is a predicted model, not a curated record. The transcript is spliced from 5 exons. NCBI's taxonomy places the organism in Eukaryota, Viridiplantae, Streptophyta, Magnoliopsida, Caryophyllales, Amaranthaceae.
GAUUUAGUUAAACCAGACUACUUCCUUGAGUAGUUGGUCCACCACUUCGGGGUCAAACACUCACAGAACUAAAGAAAACAUGGGUUCUCACCGGAAAGUUCCACGAACCGUAGAUUGGUCAAACCCUCCACCGGAAAUUCUCUCCGCUAUCAGCAAACGCCUUGAAAGUGGAAUCGACAUUUUCCGAUGUCGUUCCGUCUGCAAGAAUUGGCGAGCUUCCAUAAACCCUAACCCUAACUCAAGCUGUCUUUCCCCCUUUCUCCCUCGCAAAAUCUCAAAUCCCACUCUUCCUUUCAUCAAUCGCCCCAAUGAAACCCUAAUUCUCUUUGCUCGAACAGUCUUUCUGGUCAAACCUCUUCCUUUUUCAAAUGACAACAGCAGCUGGGUUCUAACAGUGGAAGAAGUCAUACCCGGUAAGCUUCGGGUUCUGUACCCUCUUUCUACAAAUAGAGUUACAGCUUUACCUUCUAAUUUCCCGAAAUAUCUGAAUUUAGCGGAUUUUAGUGUGUCCGAAAUUGAUAGAAGUUAUGGAUUUAAGUAUGCUAGUGAUUGCGAAAAUGUAUGUGGUGUUCAGAAAGUGGUUUUAUGCUCUGCUUCCACGGCAAUGGUGUUAUACGGUGAAGGGACUCUAAUUGGGGUGAGAAUUGAAAAUGGGAUAUGGGGUUUUGUUCGCGAUAGUUUGGUUACCUCAUUUUCUGAUGUGAUUAGUUUCAACGGAAUGAUUUCUGCUGUUGAUUAUAAGGGGAAUUUGUAUACUGUUGAUCAUAAGACAAUGAAGGUGAUUAAGACGGUUGCUGUUAAUUUAUCUAAUUUCCGUAAACUGAAUCAAAAGAGAUUGGUGGAGCGUGAGGGAAAACUCUUAUUAGUAGCUUGGCCGCCUAAUGGUAGUCAUUCUUCGGAAAUUCGUUUUACUGUCUACAAUCAGGAUGAGCUGGAGAGUGAUUGGGUUCCAACAAUUCUUCAAGGUUGGGUUAUUUUUGUUGGUCUAGAUUGGUGCUUUACUGUCUUUGCUCAAGACCUAAACAUAUGUGACCCUUUACCUAAAAAAGAAGUGAAAUUUUAUACAAGGGAUAUACAAUAUCAAGAGUGGGAUGUGAAGAGCGAGGAUUUCCUUGUUUACUCACAAAGUUGCUUUGAUGCCUCUGCUAUUCCUCCUCUGUACAAUCAUCAACUGUUUGAAGGGGCAAGUAUAAAACUUCCAAUUCGUUGUGUAUUCAUUAGAAGCCAAGACAAAGAUAGGACCAAUUAUCUUUGUGGUACCAUUACUGGAGCGCUAUGGCCACCCCCUACCUGGUUCUUGCCAGAUUCAUUCAUUUUUAUCAGGGACGAUGAGGAGAGUGAAGAAAUGAACUUGUGGGAACAAGGUGUGUCAGCUGACAGCAAAGAAAAAUUGCCUCCGUCUUCUAUUGCCGCCCCUUCUAUUGGAGUUGCAAACAUUCCACAAGGGACAAACAUGCACACAGUUCUUGGGGAUUCUCCUGCAUUGAGAAUUCAGGAUUUUAACAUUUGUUCUUCAACAGAUGUUUUUGAAGGAGUGAAGAUCAAGUCCAACCUUGUCCAUACUUUGCAAAACAUUUGGACAAAGUGGUGACUUGAUCGCUAGGUCCUUAGAGUCGCUAGCAACAGCAGUGCUCAUCCUCCAGAGUAGCUCAGGACAAACCUUGAAUAAAAUCCAAGCUGAGUACUUGAGCUCUACAUUGUCUGAUCUGCAAAACAUGCGUUUUAAAGUAGACUGGUUGGUACCAUUUGUCGAAAAUGCAUUGGCCGUUCACAAAAGCAAGCCACUGAUUGAUUCUCUGAAGGAGUUUGGUGAGGCUAAAGCUCGGGCUCAAGAAAUGAAACUAAAGGUUCUUGAUGAAUUAGCCAAACUGGAUGAAAUGGAGGAAGACAUGAAAUUUGUUUUUGAGAAAAUUCCUGUUUUGGAAUCUGUUGAUCUUAACAGAGGUUUAGGAGAGGGAAUUUGUUAACCUGUUGUUGGUAACAUUUUUUUGUAUUCAAGAGUGGCAAGGAGAAAAUCUUCUUUCUAUGUAGCUGACUUUUGGACUUUUGGUGGAGUAACUACUAUAGAAGAGCAGAGGAGGAUACCUGCAUUUUGAGGAGGGAUGAUCUGAUCAUAGAGGCAGUAAUUACUGAAUGGUGGGGUGCAUAGUGUACCCCUUCCCUUAUUUUGUUUUCCUAGUAGAAACAACGGUGCUUGUAAAUUGUAAUAAUAUUUAAAAACUCGGUUUUUGAUCAGCUGCGACUUUGAUGUGUUUGUUAAAGAAACUGAGUAAUUCAGUUCAUACUAUUUACAUUUUGCAUCAAAAAGUUGUUUGAACUAAAAGAAGUAAUUUCGCAGUAGAAUUUGUUGGGGUUGAUUCCCGUAUGA